Trypanosoma rangeli is the source of this 1830-nucleotide messenger RNA. RefSeq lists its product as uncharacterized. The coding region runs from base 1 to 1830 and encodes 609 amino acids. Lineage: Eukaryota; Euglenozoa; Kinetoplastea; Trypanosomatida; Trypanosomatidae. The transcript has a single exon. The record is from RefSeq and is a predicted model, not a curated record.
AUGACAACAGCGGCGGACCCAGUUUUGUUUUACGCGAAGGUGGCAAAGAUUGGGACGGAUGGCUCAACUUUGGACCGCAACGUGUAUGUCACAUCAUCAGCACUGCUUGUCUGUCUUCCCGCGGGCGGAAUCACGCGGACUGUGUCGCUUGCCAGCGUUCUGGAGUUGGAAGUUGCAAAGGCGGACAUGGCUGGCAAGCCGCGGUGCACGAUACAUGUGAGCGGUGAGUCACUUCUUGUCCUUAGCUUUGCUCAUCAAAACGAGGCAGACGACUUUGCCGAAGCUGUCUCCACGGCGGCGAGUAACGUGAGGGUGGUGCACGUUGCUGGCACACCGGUGCGUGCGAAACACGUCAAGUUAGACGUACAGCAAGCUGUUCCGAGAGGAGUGCGCUUCGUUGAUCCACCAGCAUUACCCGAGCCGUCCUCGUCGUUUGCAUCAUCGUUAGCCGCUGUGAACAACAAGCGCCACCAAUUAUCGUCGUCAACGUCUUCCGUGGGUCCGGGAAGUUCUGCUAGUGCCCAGACCUUCGCGAAGCCCAGUGAAGCAUUAGAUAUGGUCGGAAGGAGGCCAGCGGUAGGCCUGACGGCCAACAGUACAUUUGGUAACAUUGAAAAUUCCAAGGCGCCCCCCGAGGGGCACGUCUCUUCCUUUUGCCGUGAAAAAUUCUACGAUCCGCAACAGGGGGGGAGCCAGGAUGGGAGUGGUACCUCGACCGGCGCGGAUGACCUCAAGCACCCAACGGGGAGCUCCCUGUACACCAGCAAUAUAACACGACUAAUGACAACGCCGCACGGCAAAACAAGUGGGCAUAACAUUUCUUUGUCGCAGGAGGAUGAGGAUCAUGAAGCGACUCAAAAUGUUGCUGCAGCCCUCCAUGCUCAACGAGACUCACCUGCAAAUCUGAAGUUGCGUCUCUCAACAGAUUUGGAGUUGCAAAAACAGACUGUGAGUCGUCUCAACAGCGAACUACAAGAAAAGAACGCGUUUAUUGAUGACCUAAAGACGGCAUUGCGCUCACAAGAAGCCGUGUUUCAGGAGAUGAUACGGUCCACCGAGCAGCAACGUUUGAUGGAAAGGGCUAAAAACGAGUUGGAGAAACAAGUGCUGGUGCUGCAGGCGGAGGUGAAACACUGGGAGAAUCUCAGCAAACAUAGAGAAUCUGAGUAUAGAAAGGAGCUAGCAACGAAGCUUGCGGAGUUGCAUGAGUCGCAUACGAAGGAAGUAGAAGCGGUGCAGGAGGCCUUUGCGCACUACGAUGCUGAGAUGACAGAGUACGUUUCGAGUCUCUUAAAGGACAUUGAACGUGAGGCAUGCAGCUGGGGGAAACAGGAACGAGUGCUUCAGCGACAAAUAGAAAUUCAACAGCAAGAAAUUUCGGAACUGACGGGUGCCCUUGCGUCGCGUCGGGUUGUCGUGCCUGAUCCCAUUACUUCGACUUCUGCUGUCGCCGCUGAUGAGGCAAAAAAGGACACCGGAGGGGCUGCUGAUGGUUUGGAUGGAGAUGGCAAGGUGUCGCCAUUGCCGCGUGGGCAUGAGACAGUGCGAAUAUCUCAGCGUCCUAUCCCGUCUGCGCUCACAAUGCCAGCAUUGGAGCAACGGUUGGCGUCACUAGAGGAGGGGCGGGCACGGCUGCGGUUGGGUGAAAAGCUGCGCCGUUACGCCCACAGGCGCAGUUAUGAAACCGCAGGAGUGUGCUUUGGUGGUGGUGAGACCCGAGAAGGGCAACAUGAACGUGACCGAUUGAAAGCUGAAGUGGGGGUCGGGGUGUCGUCGCUGUUGGUGUCAGCUGGCGAGUCUCGCACUGUCCGUAGUCGCGCCAUUCUCUGA